Molecule: messenger RNA, 4408 nt
Organism: Brienomyrus brachyistius
Lineage: Eukaryota; Metazoa; Chordata; Actinopteri; Osteoglossiformes; Mormyridae
Product: E3 ubiquitin-protein ligase SMURF1-like
Exons: 18
Coding region: 220-2424 (734 amino acids)
Biological process (GO): ubiquitin-dependent protein catabolic process; negative regulation of BMP signaling pathway
Molecular function (GO): ubiquitin protein ligase activity; protein binding
Source: RefSeq, a predicted model, not a curated record
GCCGUUGGGCGUGACGUCAGAACGCCUUCGAGCUCGAAAAUGUUUGGGAGUGCUGGGAUCUUCGCAGGAAUUUCCGACGUGGAAAUAAUACGAGUUUAUCUCUGGUAAACCCGGGCAAAAACCAGCGGCUCGGCGCGCCGUGGCUUCCUGCGCUCCGGCUUGGUUCUUGGGGCAACCCGAAGACGAAGUUCGUCGCUUUUUCGGUUUGUUUGCGGAGUGAUGUCGAAUCCUGGCACCCGAAGAAACGGGUCUAGCAUCAAAAUCAGACUGACAGUUUUAUGUGCCAAGAACCUGGCCAAGAAGGACUUCUUCCGGCUGCCGGACCCUUUUGCGAAGGUGGUGGUGGACGGGUCUGGGCAGUGCCACUCAACCGACACUGUAAAGAGCACAUUGGACCCCAAGUGGAACCAGCAUUAUGACCUAUAUAUUGGGAAAACUGACUCCAUCACCAUCAGUGUGUGGAAUCACAAGAAGAUCCACAAGAAGCAGGGAGCGGGUUUUCUGGGCUGUGUGCGGUUACUCUCCAACGCCAUCAGCAGGCUGAAGGACACCGGCUACCAGAGGCUGGAUCUAUGCAAGCUAAACCCGAGCGACAGUGAUACCAUACGAGGCCAAAUAGUUGUCAGCCUGCAGACCCGAGAUCGCAUAGGAAGUGGAGGACCUGUGGUGGACUGCAGAGGACUCCUGGAAACGGAAGGACCUGUGCUAGAGGACUCAGGCCCUGGGCGGCCGCUCAGCUGCUUCUUGGAGGAGCCCCUACCCUAUACAGAUGGUCCAGGGGCAGCUGGCGGGGGCAGCUGUCGCCUACUCGAGUCACCCAAUCAUGAGCCAAGGCUCCAGCCGCAGCGAAUCAGAAGCCAGGAGGGCCGCGGGGGGCACGUGCACAGUACACCUCAGAACCGACCGCAUGGGCGCCAAUCCCCCGAGCUGCCCGAGGGCUACGAGCAAAGAACCACUGUCCAGGGGCAGGUCUACUUCCUGCACACACAGACCGGCGUCAGCACGUGGCAUGACCCACGGAUACCACGGGACCUCAACAGUGUCAGCUGUGAAGAUCUAGGACCACUGCCCCCUGGCUGGGAGGUCAGGAGUACAGUAUCAGGAAGGAUUUAUUUUGUGGACCAUAACAACAGGACCACCCAGUUCACUGACCCCAGAUUACACCACAUUAUGAGCCAGCAGUGCCAGGCGAAGGAGUCUAGCCAGGCCCUGCCUGCGCAGAUGGAGCUGCCCGCGGAUGACACUGGCGAGGGUGAGCUGCAGGCGCGCUGUGAGCGAGACCUGGUGCAGAAGCUGAAGGUUCUACGGCAUGAGCUGUCCUUGCAGCAGCCUCAGGCCGGCCACUGCCGCAUCGAGGUGUCCCGUGAAGAGAUCUUUGAGGAGUCUUACAGGCAGAUCAUGAAGAUGAGGCCAAAGGACCUGAAGAAGCGGCUGAUGGUGAAGUUUCGUGGAGAAGAAGGCCUGGACUACGGCGGGGUGGCCCGGGAAUGGUUGUAUCUGCUUUGCCACGAAAUGCUGAAUCCCUACUAUGGCCUCUUCCAGUAUUCCACAGAUAACAUCUACACUCUGCAGAUAAAUCCUGACUCCUCCAUAAAUCCUGAUCACUUGUCAUACUUCCACUUUGUGGGUCGCGUCAUGGGCCUGGCCGUGUUCCAUGGGCACUACAUCAAUGGCGGCUUCACGCUGCCCUUCUACAAGCAGCUGUUGGGGAAGCCCAUCCAGCUGUGUGACCUGGAGACGGUGGACCCCGAGCUGCACAAGAGCCUGGUGUGGAUCCUGGAGAAUGACAUCACAUCUGUGCUGGACCAUACCUUCUGCGUCGAGCACAAUUCCUUUGGGAAGUUCCAGCAGCACGAACUGAAGCCCAACGGGCGCAACAUCCCGGUAACGGAGGAGAACAAGAAGGAAUACGUCAGGCUCUAUGUAAACUGGCGCUUCAUGAGGGGGAUCGAAGUCCAGUUCCUUGCGCUGCAGAAGGGCUUCAACGAGCUGAUCCCCCAACAUCUGCUGAAGCCGUUCGACCACAAGGAGCUGGAGCUGAUCAUCGGGGGAUUGGGCAAGAUCGACCUCAACGACUGGAAAGCCAACACGCGGCUGAAGCACUGUGUGGCCGAUAGCAACGUGGUCAAGUGGUUCUGGCAGGCCGUGGAGUCUUUUGACGAGGAGCGGAGGGGACGGCUGCUGCAGUUUGUCACGGGCUCCACCCGCGUCCCCCUGCAGGGCUUCAAAGCACUACAAGGUUCUACAGGUUCAGCAGGACCAAGGCUAUUCACCAUCCACCUGAUAGAUGCUAACACAGACAACUUACCGAAGGCUCAUACGUGCUUCAACCGCAUCGACAUUCCACCCUACGAAUCGUAUGAGAAGCUGUACGAGAAGCUCCUGACCGCUGUGGAGGAGACCUGUGGCUUUGCGGUGGAGUGAGGAUGACACCGGCUGCCGAGUCGCCAGGCAGUAACCGCAUACGCUGGGGUGGGUUGGGGGAGGGAGGGGGGAGAGCAUCGUAACCAGGGGUAGGACACCGGCCGGAGCGGGACCCUACCAGUGCCAUCCAAAGGCGGUAGUGCAAUGAGAGCGGAGCGCUCUCUAAGGCAUCUUGGGGGAUGCCUGGGGGGGCUCCCUGCUCACAGCCGGGGGGCCGUCUUAAAACAACGUGGAAUCGUUGAUGUCUGCCCAGAGCAGGGGAGCCAUUCAGCUCAUGGUUGCUGCAAUACACAGAGCCACACUCAACUAGUCUGUGUCGAGGAGCCCUUAAGUCCAGGGUUAAGCUCUUUGAAACUGGGCCCAGAUGAGAGACAAGCCAAUCUACCUAAAGCAAACUCGAUAGGAGGGGUUUAGCCGCCAAGGCAAAAUACUUCAGUCACAUGUCAGUUAGCAUUUUAGCUAUUAUAUGACAUCUACCUAUCUGUUUUACUUUUGUCCUGCUUUUUUAUAUCCUAUUUUAAUAUAUUAUGACAGAUUUAUACAUUUUACUAGCACACGUUCUUCUGUAACUGACUUUUUUUGUUCUGUUAAGUCCUGUACGUUCACACAGCUGCCUGUCUGCAUGUGUCAUGGGACCCCAAACGUAGACCUCUUGAUGUUUGGUGACACAGCAGAGCUUCUCCUAGAUGUCACCACCUGAUCUAAUCAAAAGAAGUUUGGGUAACGUGGCCUAAAGCCAUCCACCGUUAGGGCACAUUUUUAGGGAUCUUGAAGGGCAAACAGUUUUCAGGAUUUUAAGCUUGAAUUUUAAUUUUCUUUUAUACGGAUUAUUUGCACAUAGGAAUGAUUUAAUUCCCAGAGCUUUGCUUUUUUUAUUCUCUAAUUUAUUCCUUGUCUGUCGUAACAAGGAGAAAUGGUCGCUCAAUUUAAAUUUGUAAGUCUGUGUUGACGGAUUCAGGAGACAUUUCGUAAACACGGUACCCCGGAGCUGGUUUGUUAGCUUUUCCUGAGAGACUACAGGUUAAUUCCGUGACACGUUAACAGUAUGUCAACUUUGGAUCCAAAAUCCAUGCUACUAACAGUACCUGUCUGUGUUAAUAUUUUGUGAAUAAUCUUUAAAUCGUUUUAAUGGAACAUGACAAAGAAAUGAAUAGAAUGUAUUUUUUUAAGAGUUCGGGAUAUUCAAGGAGGGUUAAACACCACACUGCUUUUACCUGCUUGCUGUCACGAAUGCAUGAAAUAUUUAAAAUAUUGAGUCUGUAGUUAGAAUGCGCAGAUGAAAAUGAGUUUGUCAGUGUUGCCUUUCCUCUGGUUAAGCAGUCUGAUGCACUCGUCCUCAUAUACCUGUGAAAAUGCAGCAGGCUCCAGAUUCCAGGCGUGUCGUGAGAUGAUAAUCCGCGCCGUCCGGCCUGCAGCUCCCAGCCGUGAGCGGGAACUCCAAGUAAAGCCUGGUGUUGUCCGACUGAGAGCGUCAAGACCUGCUCUCUCCUCAGUCCGGCUUGUGGGAUGAUGUCCUCAAAGCGGUGGACCAAUGUCAAUAACUUGGUUUCCCCACAUAAAUAGUAUCAGACCGGUGAAUGAGAGGGUGAAAAGGUCUAAGAUUUCAGUGUGUAUUACCGACAAACAUGGAGCCAGGCUAUUGUAUGUGUGUCCAAAUGAGCCAAGUCCAUUUAAUUUUUUCUGUGUUCCACAACCACUUGAUUUGUAUAUUUUUUUUAAACUAAUUAUUUAUUACUAUGUAAUGUCAUUUACGUAUUGCUGCUAUCAUUGCUAUUCCAUACUUUUCAGAAAAGCUGAUUUGUGAAAACUGUACACUAAUCUCUGUAUUUUAUGUAUAAAUCAAAGUAUUUUAAAACUGCUGCUAUUAUGAAGAUAAGUGGAGCGUUCAGAGACUGACGGAGCUGACUGCGAGUCAAGGCCAGGCCCCGGAGGUCUCCUUCAUGUUUGUGAUAUAUGCAAUAAAAUCCCACGACUUUAUAUUCUG